This is a messenger RNA of Hippopotamus amphibius kiboko, 2704 nucleotides long. It is a transcript of the gene GPNMB, whose product is annotated as glycoprotein nmb. Gene Ontology annotation, biological process: cell adhesion. The transcript is spliced from 11 exons. NCBI's taxonomy places the organism in Eukaryota, Metazoa, Chordata, Mammalia, Artiodactyla, Hippopotamidae. Gene Ontology annotation, molecular function: integrin binding. The coding region runs from base 68 to 1768 and encodes 566 amino acids. The record is from RefSeq and is a predicted model, not a curated record.
UCUUAGUGGAUGGAGCCAGUGGAGUUGCAAGUUAAACCUUGCUUGCCUGAGUGCGUGAGAAUUCAGCAUGGAAUAUCUUUGCUGUUUCCUGGGAUUUCUACUUCUGGCUGCAAGGCUGCCACUUGAUGCUGCCAAACGCUUUCAUGAUGUGCUGAGCAGCGAAAGACCUGGUUACAUGCGGGAGCACAGUCAAAUACGUGGCUGGUCAUCAGAUGAAAAUGAGUGGAAUGAAAAACUCUAUCCAGUGUGGAAGAGGGGAGACUCAAGGUGGAAAAACUCUUGGAAAGGAGGCCGUGUGCAGGCACUUCUGACCAGUGAUUCACCAGCACUGGUGGGCUCAACUAUAACCUUCGCAGUGAACCUGGUAUUCCCCAGAUGCCAAAAGGAAGAUGACAAUGGCAACAUAGUCUACGAGAAGAACUGCAGAAAUGAUACUGGUCCAUCUCCUGACCCAUAUGUUUACAACUGGACUGCAUGGGCAGAGGACAGUGACUGCGGAAACAGCACCAGCCAAGGCCAUCACAACGUGUUCCCUGAUGGGAAGCCUUUCCCUCCCCGCCCCAGAUGGAAUUUCGUCUACGUGUUCCACACGCUAGGUCAGUAUUUCCAGAAAUUGGGACGCUGUUCAGUGACUGUCUCUAUAAACACAGCCAAUGUGACUCUUGGCCCUCAAAUCAUGGAAGUAACUGUCUUCAGAAGACAUGGACGGACAUACAUUCCCAUCGCAAAAGUGAAAGAUGUGUAUGUGGUAACAGAUCAGAUUCCUGUAUUUGUGACUAUGUCCCAGAAGAACAAUCGAAAUUCAUCUGACGAAACCUUCCUCAAGGACCUCCCCAUUACGUUCGAUGUCCUGAUUCAUGACCCCAGACACUUCCUCAAUGAGUCUGCCAUUUACUACAAGUGGAACUUCGGGGAUAAUACGGGUCUGUUUGUUUCCAACAAUCACACUUUGAAUCACACCUAUGUUCUCAACGGAACCUUCAGCCUCAACCUCACCGUGCAAGCGACAGUGCCCGGACCUUGUCCUUCGCCUUCACUCAGACCUCCAAAACCCACCCCUUCUUUGGCGACGAAUCCAAAAUCUUAUCAUUCAAACUCUCCAGUCCCUGCUGGUGACAGUCCCCUGGAGCUGAGGGGGAUUCCUGAUGACAGCUGCCAGGUUCACAGAUACGGCUACUUUAAAGCCACCAUCACAAUUGUAGAGGGAAUUCUGGAGGUUAACAUCAUCCAGGUGACGGGUGUCCUGAUGCCCGUGCCACAGCCUGACAACUCCCUGCUGGAUUUUGUCGUGACCUGCCAAGGGAGCUUCCCCACAGAGGUCUGCACCAUCAUCUCUGACCCCACAUGCCAGGUCACCCAGAAUAUAGUCUGCGACCCAGUAGAUGCGGACCUGGGCGACAUGUGCUUGCUGACGGUGAGGAGAGCCUUCAGUGGGUCGGGGAUGUACUGUAUGAACCUCACUCUGGGUGAUGAUGCAAGUCUGGCCCUCACGAGCACCCUCGUCUCUAUCCCCAGCAGAGACUCAGCCUCCCUUUUAAGAAUGGCAAGUGGUACCCUGGUCUCCGUUGGCUGCUUGGCCAUAUUUGUCACUGUGAUCACCCUUUUGAUGUACAAAAAACACAAGGGAUACAAAGCAAUAGGAAACAGCACUGGGAUCGUGGUCAGAGGCAAAGGCCUGAAUGUUUUCCUCAGUCGUUCAAAGACCACAUUCUUCCCUGGAAAUAAGGAAAAAGAUGCGCUGCUCAAGAACCAACCAGGAAUUCUUUAAAUCUUCAACCUUACUUCUGACCAACAGCUCACUCUUCGGCGCCAUUUAUGUCAGCUCUUUUAGCGUGAAUGACGACUAACUUUUUAAAAAGAUUAUUGUAAAAUAUAUAGUGUGGUUUAGGGAGGUCCAAUUUUUUUUGUAGGUUAAGUGACAUUUUAGAGACGUGGAGAGGAAUUAAACUACACGCAGCUUCAGCCAUGUUAUAUAACUGAUAAAACCAGUUAGCAGCGCUUUCUUUCAUGAUUUAUGUUUCCUUUGUAAUGUCUUAGGUGAUUAGUAGGAUAGAUACACUGUAUCCAGGUUAGCAGGAGAAGGUACUGUUCAUUAAAGUCUGACCUAGGUUAACUGGAAGAAGAGGCUGGACAUGUUCUAGCUUUCCAUAUAACCAUAUGCGUAAAACCAGUGUAUUCGUGAUCUGAAGGUCAUGUUCCAAGCUACUUGAAUCUUAUGUCAGUGAACAUGCUUGAGCUCCUAACAGAACACUAACAGGUAAGCCUUUAGUAGGCUGUGUGUGCUUGUUAUACUAAAAAAAAAAAAACAAAAGCCAAUCUAAUACAUAAGUACAAAUGUUUUCAUGACCACCUGCCCAGCCCAGAUGUGUAAAGGAACGAUACUCAUUCAUUUUUCCCAUGGACAUUUAUGUAGCACUUUCUGGUAUACCAAGCAUGUUGCUAGGUUCAUGGCCCUGUACUCAGAGUGUUAACAUUCUUGUGGGUAUAUCUGAAUUUCUGUACACUCUAGCGCACAUAGUUGAAAUUGUAUAUUAUGAUUCUCCAGAUAAGGAGGCCCCUGGUUUUCCUACUGGUUUCUCUAUUCAAAUGAUACAGAAAUUUAAUCAUGAAGGAUUUUACUUUCAUUUGUAACUGAAACUACUAUAUGCCAGUCGUGACAUUCUUUUUCUCCUCCCUGGAAAAUAAAGUAUGAAAAGAGACAAGA